Gossypium raimondii (Peruvian cotton) is the source of this 2849-nucleotide messenger RNA. RefSeq lists its product as uncharacterized. Bases 277 to 2349 code for a protein of 690 amino acids. The transcript has 10 exons. Lineage: Eukaryota; Viridiplantae; Streptophyta; Magnoliopsida; Malvales; Malvaceae. The record is from RefSeq and is a predicted model, not a curated record.
AUAUGUUUUUUUUUUCUUUUCUCUGUUACAAUUUUGCUGCCUUGAAACUCUUCUUUUUCCUCCGCAACAAUUUUCUCGGUCGAUCACUUUUUAUUUUCUCGGUGAUUUUCUCUCCCGCCAAACAUUCGCCAAUCCUCUAUCCUUCGACUUUAAAUCCUUGCGAUCGCUUUAAGAUUCUGUCUCUCCUCUAACCGAUCUCUCUUUUGUUUCUCCUUCUCACUCAUUCACUGUGACACCUCUGAGUUAGUCGUGGUUGUGCUUUGUUUGUAUGCAUAAAUGCCAGUUGCAAAACUCAAGGCAGCCAAUUCUGCAAAUUUAAUGAAAUCAGAGGAUCUAAAUGAUUCUUUGGACACCUUCAUCAGACAAGCUAUUGGAAAAGAACCUUUCCUUCCCUUCUCAAGGACUGGUGACAGCCCGGUUCAAUGGAUUCAAUUGCUCCAUGCCUUAGACCAACAAGAUAUCCCUGGCUGGCCAUUACUCUCUCCUCUGAAGGUGCAGGCGCAGAAGUGUGAUAAGUGUUCACGAGAAUUUUGUUCACCCAUUAACUAUAGAAGGCAUAUACGUGUGCACCAUAGAUUGAAAAAACUUGAUAAGGAUUCUGCUAAAAAUAGGGAUCUAUUAGCAGCAUUUUGGGAUAAGCUAUCAGAGGAUGAGGCAAAGGAAGUCGUAUCAUUCAAGGAUGUCUUACUGGAGGGAGUUCCAGGAUCUUCAGUUAUAAAAUCAUUGACUACACAUGUAAAGAGGCAGGGGUUUUCUGCUUUGCCACAAGUUUGCUUGAGGGCAGGUUCUGCUCUUCUGGACCUUGUGCAAGCUAGACCUUCAAUAUUUCCAAUAUCUUCACAGGAACUAUUUAGCAUCCUUGAUGAUGCAAGUGAAAGGACUUUUCUUUGUGGCGCAGCUGUGUCAAUGCAAAAAUACAUUUUUGAUGGUGAAGCAGGAAAGAUUGGUCUUGAAACCAAAAAUUUGGUUGCUUGUACCAGCUUCUUGGUGGAACAGAAAUUGGUUAAAGAAUGGCUUGCGGAUAAAGAUGCUGAAGCUUUGAGGUGCCAGAAGUUACUGGUGGAGGAGGAAGAAGCUGCCCAGAAGAGGCAAGUCGAGCUUCUUGAGAGAAAGAGACAGAAAAAGCUUAGGCAGAAAGAGCAGAAAGCAAAGGAACAAAGACACUGGGAGUUGGAAGAAAGUAAGCCGAACAUGGAUGACCUGUUGGAGGUUAACACUCUUGCUGAAACAUCCAGCCCAUCUGCUGUUGAUUCUGAUGGACAAAAUCCCCUCAUGUCCACGGAUCAAAUUAUCCCAUCUGUGGAGCCCAAUCUUUUUUCCAAGCUUGAAGAGAAUGUAGAUUAUGAAAUUCAAACGGGGUUCAGCAAUGGAUAUAGUGAUCCAGGAAUUAGUCAGAAUAUUGAAAGACGAACGGAACAAGUUGGACAUCGGCAUAUAGUUGUCGCUCGACGACAGACUCCGCCUAAUUCACAACGAGGUGUCCUUAAUGAUUUCCAUGCUAGUCAGAAUUCUCAUGGAUUUAAAUGCGGAGGCAUUAACAAGCAUGGAACAAACAGGGAAAGGUUUGCUCCGAUAGGUAAUGGUAAUAAAAUCUGGAGCCAAAAACCUAAAGCAGUAAAUGAAGGGGAGAGUUUGAAAAUUAGAAUGGAGAAACAAGCAGCAAAUCAACUGAAUCAAAAUAAGAACCAUGAGCUUUUAAUUGGUUCUAUAUCUGUCACGCUUGAAAAUUAUAGCAAUCACGAUGGAAACAAUCUAGCUGAAGCAUGUGACAGGAGCCUGGCUGAAUGUCGAAUACCAAAGAACAAUGUUCAGGAGAAAUCCAGCAAACUCGAUCCUGUUCAGGGUGUUACGAACCGAUCGACUAUAAAGUUUUGGAGGCCAGUGAGUCGACAUGAAAGCAAAAGUUCAUCGCCAGUCCAAAAUGGUGCUAGUGAAUCUGAAGUGCAAGUGAUUGCUGAGAAAGAUGGAGCGCGUACCUCUUCCAAUGAAACCUGUUUAAGGUCCUGUUCAACAGAUGGUAUUGAUGGUGUGGUAAGCAUGGAUCUCAUUUCAACGUUGAAGGAAAGUGUACAACCAGAGAGCUCGCAGUUCGACAGUCAUACUGCCAAGGCCAUUCUUGCUCAGAGGUGGAAGGAAGCUCUUGCAGGCGAACACGUGACAUUGGUUCUCACCCCGAACCUUGAUCCUCCAGGGUGCUCAGAAAUUGAAGCUGAUUCAUCCGAAAAGUUGGUGGUUAAGGCAAGGGCUUUCGAGGCUUCAACUGCCGGACCUGCCCGAGGCAAGUUCAGAAGAAAGCCGGAAAAGGGUGCAAAGAUAAAGUACAUUCCGAAACAAAGAUCCGCCACCUAAGAGGAGGUAACAUGGGAAUUUUUGUUCUUUUUUGAGGUUAUGCACAGUUUAGCGAAUCAUCUUCAUAUUCUUACCAGAGGUUCCAGUUUUACCAGUGGUCUUCUGUCGAAAAAAAUUAAGAAAAUUUUGCUGGAAAAUGUUUUAUAAUUCCCUUUUUUUUUUUCUUAAGGUGGUAUAGCAAUUUGACUAGUCUUUUAAGUUUUUCUGGUUCUUGCUAUUUUUUCCCUUCUCUUAAUUGUCCAAAUUUUUGCUGUAAUAAAUUGGGGUUCUUUGCUAUUACAAAAGUACAUUUUUUUAGGGGGGUCAAAGGUGGAUUUUCCAUCUUUUCUUUUGUUUUCUUACUUAUGUCCUGUGCAGACAGUUUACCAUUACUUUUGUUCCAUGUCUUCUUUCUGAUCUUAUAACAGAAAAGCUGCUUAGAACUUAGGACAAACGUGUUAUAAUGUUUGAGCCCAUCAACAUUUGUUUAUUUUCAUGGACUAAUGAUUUGCUCAACGUAA